AUGGCGAGCAGGAAACUUGUUCGAGACCUGGUGCUUUCACGACAGCCCCUGUUUCUUCAGUUCACAUCUAAGCAGGAUUCAAGCAGGAGAUUACAAGUGCUAUCAAAUUACGGGUACUCGUAUUCUGGCUAUCGUCGAUUUAGCGUCUUCAAUGAGUUUUCCAAGAAAGUUAAAGGAGAAGCUGAAAGAAAUCAAGAAUUUAAACAGUCAGUUAAGGAACUGAAGGAAAAAACAGAAGAACUGAAAGGGGUGAAAGAUGAGCUCAAAGUUAGAACAAAGCAGACAACUGAGCAGCUGUACAAGCAUGUGGACGGCGUUUGGACGGAAGCUGAGGCUACCGCAAAAAAGGUUUCGGCCAAUGUUAAAGAAAAACUUUCAGCCGCUACAGAGGAGGUCAAAGAAACGUUUGGUAUUGGGAAAGAAGAGUCAUCAGAGUCUGCUGGCACAUCAGCUAAAGGUGGUGCUGGUGCUGAAGAAGGUAGAAAGGCCUCGCCUGGUGAAGAAGCAGACAAGCAGACUGGGACUAGUGAUUCGGCAGAAACUUUAUUUCGAAAGUUUAAAUCACGCAUUCCUUCCUCAAAUGUAUCUUCGGCCUUCCAGAAAUUGAAAGAAGCAAGGGUCAGUGAAAUAAUGAAGAAAGGAUAUGACGUUGUGAAGGAUGAGUUAUAUGGUAAUACCAGUAGGAGAAAGCACCUGGAAUAUACUCCUCCUCCUCCCUUUGAUGGUGAAAUAAGUACGAAAACUGACAUCGUUGUUCUACCCAUGCAAGGUCAUCCUUUAUUCAAGCGUUUUGCUGGCUACAGCGAACCUGUUGUGACAAAGGGUCAAGAGAUUGCAGAGGACAUGCGGGAAAGAUGGGAGACAAGUGAUAGUCCCAUUGUUCACAAAAUCCAGGAUGUCGGUGAUUCCAUCUUUCAAGAAAGUGAUGCUGCAGCGUCAAUCAAGGAAAUACGUCGCCGGGAUCCAUCAUUUUCUUUGAUGGAUUUUGUGUCAGAAGUUCAGGAAGCUACUAGACCUGUCCUUCAUGCUUAUAUGAAAGGGGAUGUAGAAACUUUGAAGAAGUACUGCACCCCUGAAGUGAUUAAUCGUUGUGAAGCAGAGCACAAGGCAUUUCAGGCCCAUGGUAUAUUUUUUGAUAACAAGGUAACAAGUUCCACUUUGAAGUACUUUCUUUAUGGUGCAAUGUUCAAGGUUUUCAGUGGUGUGACUUUAGCUACAUUGAGCUGA
Messenger RNA from Dovyalis caffra, 1227 nucleotides. Lineage: Eukaryota; Viridiplantae; Streptophyta; Magnoliopsida; Malpighiales; Salicaceae. The record is from the annotation of a GenBank genome assembly.